Messenger RNA from Spinacia oleracea (spinach), 2128 nucleotides. Its product is annotated as metal transporter Nramp7.2-like. Gene Ontology annotation, molecular function: cadmium ion transmembrane transporter activity; manganese ion transmembrane transporter activity. The transcript has 11 exons. Lineage: Eukaryota; Viridiplantae; Streptophyta; Magnoliopsida; Caryophyllales; Amaranthaceae. The record is from RefSeq and is a predicted model, not a curated record. Gene Ontology annotation, cellular component: plasma membrane. Bases 89 to 1714 code for a protein of 541 amino acids. Gene Ontology annotation, biological process: manganese ion transport; iron ion transmembrane transport.
CACCCUUAAAUACAAGCUUAAUACAUGAUUAUUAUUGUAUUAUUAACAAAUCAAAGAGAUUAUCAGAAAUAAUAGAAUUCGAAUUAAAAUGGCAACUCUUGAGAAGGAAUCGAGAAGGUCUGGAGUUUUAGGAAGCAGCAAUCGAAUAGCAGCAAUAGCGGUUUCUCCUCUUAAUGUUGAUUUAGUUAUUGAUAGUAAUAAUAACAAUAUUAACAACAAUGAUCCUCCUUCACUUUCUCAUAGCAAACACUUUGAUGAAGCUCCUACUAAAAAGAAACCUAAGUGGAAAAAGUUUUUAUCAUUUGUUGGGCCUGGCUUCUUGGUUUCUUUGGCUUAUCUUGACCCUGGCAAUAUGGAAACCGACUUACAAGCAGGAGCUAAUCAUCGAUUCGAGCUUCUAUGGAUAAUUCUUAUUGGGUUGAUUUUCGCUUUGAUUAUCCAAUCUCUAGCAGCAAAUCUCGGUGUAUCCACAGGCAAACAUUUGUCAGAACAUUGCAAAGCAGAGUACCCUGUAGUAGUGAAAUAUUGCUUAUGGCUUUUAGCAGAAGUAGCAGUUAUAGCAGCUGAUAUACCUGAAGUUAUUGGUACUGCCUUUGCGUUAAAUAUUCUCUUUCAUAUUCCUGUUUGGAUUGGUGUACUUCUCACUGGUUUAAGUACUCUCCUCCUUCUUGGACUUCAAAAAUACGGGAUAAGGAAGUUGGAACUAUUGAUAGCAAUAUUAGUGCUUAUAAUGGGUGCUUGCUUCUUUGGAGAGAUGGGUUAUGUGAAACCACCAGCAAAAGAUGUGGUUAAAGGCAUGUUUAUUCCUAAGCUUGAAGGCCAGGGUGCAACUGCUGAUGCUAUUGCAUUGUUAGGUGCUCUUGUUAUGCCGCACAACUUGUUUCUACAUUCGGCCCUUGUGUUAUCCAGAAAAGUAACAAAGACUACAAAAGGAAUCAACCAAGCGUGUAAAUACUUCUUAUUAGAGAGUGGUUUUGCUUUAUUCAUCGCAUUCUGGAUCAAUGUAGCUAUUAUAUCAGUAUCAGGCACAGUGUGUUCAAGCAACGAUCUAACACAACUAGAGGCAGAUCAAUGUAGUGAUUUAACGCUAAACAAUGCUUCAAUCCUUCUUCAGAAUGUUCUAGGGAAAAAAACUGCCGCGAUUUUCUAUGGUAUUGCUCUCUUUGCUUCAGGACAAAGCUCUACCAUCACCGGGACUUAUGCUGGUCAAUAUAUUAUGCAGGGUUUUUUGGACCUUAAAAUGAAAUCAUGGACGAGGAACUUAUUGACUCGGUGCGUCGCUAUAGCACCAAGCCUACUUGUUUCAAUCAUCGGAGGAUCAGCCGGAGCCGGGAAGCUCAUUAUUAUUGCCUCGAUGAUAUUGUCAUUUGAGCUUCCAUUUGCUUUAAUCCCACUCCUCAAGUUUAGUAGUAGUUCCACCAAGAUGGGACCUCACAAGAACUCUAUUGUUAUUAUUGUCAUAUCAUGGAUUUUGGGACUAUGUAUAAUAGGCAUCAACAUAUAUUACCUAAGCACAGCCUUUGUUGGGUGGCUAAUAAGCAACAACUUACCAAAAGUAGGCAAUGUGUUCAUUGGAAUAGUGGUGUUUCCAAUGAUGGCAAUCUAUGUAUUAUCAGUCAUAUAUCUCAUGGUUAGAAAAGAUAGGGUUGUUACUUAUAUCGACCCUUCAAAUGUUGCUCCCAAAGAGGAUACUGAAGAUAACCCACAUCCAUAAUUAAUACGCGUAACACGGUGUUAAUUAGGUUGAUCAACCAUGUUAAUUAUGUUGUUUUUCUUGUACAAUUAUAUAAACCAAAGUUUGUAUCAUGUUUUGUUGCACAUUAAUUUCAACUAAUUUUACUUGUAUGAUCGUUGAGAGCGUAACGAGAAGUGUCAAGCUAGUGGUCGCGGUACGUGUGGUGGCCGAUAGUGGCCUUAAGAGGCUGUGGAGGUCAUCGCCGCCAACCCGGCCCGGCCCUCGAAACCCGGCCCCUUGAACUGAAAAGAAAGGGAGUGUUGUUGGUUUCAGGUCUUUACUUAGCUAGAUGAUUAGGCUUCUUGAUGGACUUCAUUAAGCAUUAUGUAACUUUUGUUUUUCCAAGAGUUCUAUUUGAAAUAAUACUUAUCAAUUUAUCAUCGGUUUUUGAAA